AUGGCACCAGCGAAGGAGAAGCGGAAGAGGAAGAGCACAGGCCGCGUGAAGAAUGACCCGGCCGCCGUCAAGGUUAGCGAUAAAAAUGCUGUUCGUAAAGGUCACGUAGUCUGCAUCACCUGCGUGCCAUCAGCGCUGUGCGCCAGUGAGCGCACAGUACGAGACUUUUUUGCCGAGUACGGAAUGCUGUUAUCUGUUACGAUCCACCACAAUUUCUUGGAUAUGGAACCCGAUGGAUUCAUGUACUUGGAAUACGCUGAGAAAGAGGAAGCGGAAGCUGCAGUCGCCGCAGUCAAGGAAAGAAGCAUUACGGGGAUGAAAGCGGCGUUGGCGCUGCCUCGAGGAGAACCAAACUUUCAAGUAGACGAAGGUAUGAAGGACAUUUUGUUGGGUAGACUGGAGGUCAAUCGGUUCUCGCAGAGCCAACAGGAACAAGCCAUGGACGAGGACGAUCUCAUUCUACAGAGUCUGUCGCAACAUUCGUUUACCACCUCCCAACCGAAGAGGAAGAAGAAGCGUCAGAAAAGCUCGGACGUCGCCACGACUUCGGACAAACCCAAGAAGACAAAAAAGAAGCCGAGAUUCAGUAAAGUGGCAUUACCCACCGAAUAA
This is a messenger RNA of Phytophthora infestans T30-4, 612 nucleotides long. RefSeq lists its product as uncharacterized. Bases 1 to 612 code for a protein of 203 amino acids. Lineage: Eukaryota; Oomycota; Peronosporomycetes; Peronosporales; Peronosporaceae. The record is from RefSeq and is a predicted model, not a curated record. The transcript has 3 exons. Gene Ontology annotation, molecular function: RNA binding.